AGCCUAACAACCACGCUCAGCUUAAUUGAAGAAAAAAGGAAGGCUAUUCUACUUAUUCUUUAAUCGUCCCCCACCCUUCCCAACCAUCCUAAACUCAUAAAAACCCCCCGUCUCACUUGAAGAAUUGAACUUGGAUUUCCCACUUUCUCGAAAUACCAAGUAACCAUCUUUCGCUCUACAAGGUUCCCCUGAUUUCCCCUAAACUCUCGGGUGCUUCUCUUCGGUUCAGGGUCAAAUUGGUUGGUUCUGUGUCUCUCUGGACUUGAGGUUUAGGAUUUGUCAAUUAUAGAAGUGAUGAUUAUGGUACUGUAAGAUGAAGAAUAGAAGAACAGCUGUUUUCGAAGGAGAUUGGAGGAUUACAAGAAUCAGGCAUUGAAAGAGCCUCUUCAAAGACUGGCUGUUCGUUGAUCUUCUAGAAAGAGAGCUGCGAAGGGAUUCAAUGUCUGGGAACAUGUCAUCCUCAUCGUCAGAAGUGAUACCUGAUGACUUACAAAUGAGGCUGGAUUACCUGGAAAAUAGAGUGGCAUUUGCAAGGCUAUUAUUCCCAACUGAAGCCAGGUUAGCUAUGGAGAGUGCUGAUGCAGAUUCAACCUCCGUGUACAUCGGCCUUCUGGCUUCAAAAUCAAAAGGUUCAUGUGGGAAUUUAAAGGAGGUUGAUCUGAAUGAAACCCCUUCAAUGCGGAUCAAAAGACUACAAACGAGACUGCAAGCCCUUCGUAAAACGGUGGAAACAGGUCGGAGGUACUUCCCCCACUGCUCAGCAGUACUCGAUAACUAUUUGGAUGAUAUGCCCGAUGUUCGGUACCUGGAAAGGGGCACUUCAGAAGAGCAGGAAGUUAAGAAGAUGCGUUUCAUGGAACUUAAAGACGAAGUGCAGAAGGCGUUCUACAAGGACAUGGCCGAGAAUAGUCGGCCAGGUUUAACAUCCUCCUCCUUAUCUUCAUCGACUCUGAAGGAGGGUAUGAAUCACGAGGUCAGGAGAAAGUAACUUACAGAAUAACUAAAUCUCCUUUUCAUAAAAAUCUGAGAAGGAUUUCAGAGUUUUGAAUUUUGAAGAGCCUGAUUUCUCUGCAUAACAGCAUUAGGAAAACCUUAGUGCCCAGUGAUACUUUUGAGCUUGUUUGAUUGAGCACAUCCGCUUUUGGUUUUUUUUUUUUUUUUUUUUUUUUUUUUUUUUUUUUGUGUUAGAUGUAAUAUUUAUGGAGCCAAUCCCUGUAAAAUUUCCACACUUGAAAGGAGUUAUUCCCUACUACUUCAGUUAAUAACAUUUUCUGUUGGUUUA
Messenger RNA from Tripterygium wilfordii, 1282 nucleotides. Its product is annotated as BTB/POZ domain and ankyrin repeat-containing protein NPR1-like. The record is from RefSeq and is a predicted model, not a curated record. Gene Ontology annotation, biological process: regulation of salicylic acid mediated signaling pathway; systemic acquired resistance, salicylic acid mediated signaling pathway; defense response to fungus. NCBI's taxonomy places the organism in Eukaryota, Viridiplantae, Streptophyta, Magnoliopsida, Celastrales, Celastraceae. The transcript is spliced from 5 exons. Bases 440 to 988 code for a protein of 182 amino acids. Gene Ontology annotation, cellular component: nucleus.